GUGUUCGUGUAUGCGUGCGCUAUGUUGUGUUGUGUGUUUGUGUUAUUAUUGUCAUCGCACACAGGCCGCAUACUUACGAGACAUCCCUGUGCUGCGCGAGGCACUUAGCUCUCGCUCUCGCGGCGAUCCAGCGCCGAGAUAAAGUGCCAAGAUCCGUGUUCAUGUAAUUCCUUUUUUUUGUUGUUGUUCGCAAUCCUUCCGAAUGAGUACAUUAUUUAUUGAAAAUUUUUAAUGUUGAAAUAAUAAGUGAUAUAUAAACGGAUCUCAUUCUCUCGUAUGCGGGCGGCGAUCUCAAUGUGCUAAAGUUUUUUUUACCCAGAGGAUACCGAAGAAACGCAUCGUAUUGUUUGAAAAACAAACACGAUCACACCAUUGUCAAAAAAAGGAUACAUGACGGCUGCAUCGAGCGUGAUCCUACCGCAUAAAACGUGUGCGUUGCUGCUUCUUUCUAAUUAACGAAUUUGUUCAUCAGGAGAGAGGCCAUACGUCAAAGUGUGCCCGCGUGUGUGUGUGUGUGUGCAACAACAAUCAUGUCGUCUCACAAAACUGUCGGUCAGAGUUCACGCAAAAAAGUACAGGUGUCUAUGGUGAUAAGAGAUGAAAAAGAAAAAAGACACCGUGCUGGAGUUAAUUCACUCCAAUAUGAUCCCAUUUUACACAGACUGUAUUCGGCUGGAAGAGACAGUAUAAUAAGAAUAUGGAACUGUAAAAAUAUGAAGGAUCCUUACAUGGAUUCGAUGGAACACCACACAGAUUGGGUCAACGACAUAGUUUUAUGCUGUGGUGGAAAAAAUUUGAUAUCUGCGAGUUCUGAUACCACAGUUAAAGUUUGGAAUGCACACAAAGGUUUCUGUAUGUCAACACUUAGAACUCAUAAAGACUAUGUAAAAGCCUUGGCAUAUGCUAAAGAAAAGGAGCAGGUGGCUAGUGCCGGCUUGGACAAAGCUAUAUUUUUAUGGGAUGUUAAUACUCUGACGGCUCUGACAGCUAGCAACAAUACAGUUACUACCUCCUCUUUAACUGGAAAUAAAGAUUCCAUCUACAGUUUAGCCAUGAAUCCACCAGGGACUAUGAUAGUCAGUGGCAGUACAGAAAAGAUAUUACGACUUUGGGAUCCACGAACUUGCACUAAACUUGUCAAAUUACGUGGGCAUCAAGACAAUAUCAAAGCCUUGGUUUUAAACAAAGAUGCUAGUCAAUGUUUAUCCGCAAGUUCAGAUGGAACGAUAAAGCUUUGGUCAAUUCCACAACAGCAAUGUAUUCAAACAUACAGAGUUCAUACUGAAGGAGUUUGGGCAUUAUUGGCUACUGAUAAUUUUAGUCAUAUCAUAUCUGGUGGCAGAGACAAAAGAGUUGUUAUGACUGAGUUGAGAAAUCCAGACAAAUCUGUAGUUAUCUGUGAAGAAAAAGCUCCUAUUUUAAAAAUGAUCAUGUCUCCAGACCAAUCAAGCAUUUGGGUUGCUACCAGUGAUUCAACCAUAAAUAACUGGAAUAUAAAUCAAAAAGAUUGGCAGUUCAAUGAUUAUUGUGCAGACACUGGUAAUUUGUUAGAAAUGUCAACUUAUAGAAACACAGAGCCUGCUCAAAAAAUAUUGGGAGGACCAGCCAUUAGACAUUGUUACGUUUUAAAUGAUAAAAGAUUUGUUUUGACAAAAGAUAGUAACAAUAAUGUUGCUGUUUAUGACAUUCUGAAAGCUUGUAAAGACUGUGAUCUUGGUCAAGUUGACUUUGAACAAGAAAUAAAAAAGCGUAAUAAACUUGUUUAUGUGCCGAACUGGUUUAACAUUGAUCUCAAAACAGGAAUGCUAACAAUACAUUUAGGCCAAGAUGAAAAUGACUGUUUAUCCGCGUGGGUAUCUGCGAAAGAAACUGGAUUAAUAGAAGAUGAUAGCGCGGAUACAAAAGUUAACUAUGGAAACCUACUUUUGCAAGCUCUUCUUGAACAUUGGUGGAGACCAAUGCACCCAGAUGAUGAAAUGGAUAAUGAUAGCAAUAAUGGAAAUGGCCAAAAGUCUACCCGAGGUGGCAAUCAGUACUUUUCUGUGCCUGGACACACCCCGGUGAUUUUCAGUGAAGUAGGAGGCAGAACUCUGUAUCGAUUGCUAGUGCGUGACGCUUCAGGUGAAACGGAAGGUGUGCUUUUAAACGAAACUGUGCCAUCGUGGGUUAGAGAUAUCGUCGUGGAUAAAAAUUUACCCAAGUUCAUCAAAAUUACAUUCCACCUUCUUCAAUACCCCACUCCAGGGGCCAAAAGUUUAAAAAAAAUAUUGACUUUACUUUCUCGGCGUUUUUUGAAUUAUGAAACUCGAUCUUCCAGAGAUCGGCUAGUCGCCAACGACUUUAUUCAAGUCCGAAAAGUUGCCGAGCACGUUUUCGAUAAAGUGCUCGGUGGCGGGAGCGAUUCUGGUUCCGUUGCUGGUGGAAAUGCCGUUUCGGGAGGAUCACCUGCCGGCGAUCGUAAUCGAACGAAUUCAAACAUGGAUAUUUCAUCUCAAGCAGAGGACAAAAUAGAAUUACUCUGCAAUGAUCAAAUUUUGGACCCAUCGAUGGAUCUAAGAACGGUCAGACAUUUUAUUUGGAAAAGUUCCGCUGAUUUAACGUUACAUUACAGGCGGUGCAGCGACAGGAAUGCUUAAUGAACAAAAAAAGUAUUAAAAAUGGACUUUGUUAGAGCUGGUGUAUUGACCGAUUCUAACCGAUAAUUCCAUAAAAUUUUCAAUUGUGCUGUUAUAUCUUUAUCUUUUUCGAAUUACAAUAUAACUGAUAUUAAUAUUAAUCAUAGUUUAUGGAAGAAACUGGCUGUAGAAUUUUUAUACUUUAUGAGGUAAUGAACAAAAAAAGCAAAGUCAUUUAAUAAAAGAAGUGUUUUAAUUAA
This is a messenger RNA of Trichogramma pretiosum, 2875 nucleotides long. Its product is annotated as WD repeat-containing protein 48. The transcript has 11 exons. Gene Ontology annotation, biological process: protein deubiquitination; double-strand break repair via homologous recombination. Lineage: Eukaryota; Metazoa; Arthropoda; Insecta; Hymenoptera; Trichogrammatidae. The record is from RefSeq and is a predicted model, not a curated record. The coding region runs from base 531 to 2636 and encodes 701 amino acids. Gene Ontology annotation, molecular function: ubiquitin binding.